Molecule: messenger RNA, 1575 nt
Organism: Leucoraja erinaceus (little skate)
Lineage: Eukaryota; Metazoa; Chordata; Chondrichthyes; Rajiformes; Rajidae
Product: probable G-protein coupled receptor 82
Exons: 1
Coding region: 345-1337 (330 amino acids)
Biological process (GO): G protein-coupled receptor signaling pathway
Cellular component (GO): plasma membrane
Molecular function (GO): G protein-coupled receptor activity
Source: RefSeq, a predicted model, not a curated record
CCCCUACACUAUUUCUAUCCUUCGUUCUACGGGCAAUUCACAGAAGCCAAUUAACCUACAAACCUGUGCGUCUUUGGAAUGUGGAAACCGGAGCACCCAGAGAAAACCCACGCAGUUACAGGGAGAAUGUACAAACUCCACCCAUAGUCGGGAUCGAACCCGGUUCUCUGAUGCCCGUAAGGGAGCAACUCUACCGCUGCGCCACUGUGCCGUGCCCAAAUUAAUUUACCUGGGCAUCAUGUCGGCGUGGACAUUGCUGGCGGAGGGGCGUGUUCCUGUGCUCUAGUGUUCUAAGAUCCGUAUGUUGUUUUUUUUAAAUCUAGGACACCGAGACCAGUGGAACCAUGAACCUCUCUGCGGAAAUGCCUGGCGUGAUGUGUAACUACACAGCAGGCCGGUUGGAGAAACAGUUCCUUCCAGUCAUGUACUCCCUCAUCAGCCUGCAAGGGUUGCUGGCCAAUGGCCUGAUGUUAUCCAUGUUUCAAAAGCGGCUGCUGAGGAAAUGUGGCGUGCACAUCUACCUGAUAAACCUCACGGUGGCCGACCUGAUCAUCUGCCUGGUCCUGCCCUUCAGAGUGGUCUUCCUGAUCAAGGGGGACUCGUGGCCGCAGAGCUCGGGGAAUUGCAUCACCUUAACUAUGAUCAUUAACUUUGGUUUCUACUGCACUCUAGUCUGCCGGACACUCUGCUUAAUCUUCAUCGGUUUUAGCCGGUACGCGAUCAUUGUAAAGUUCCACCACAAGAAGCUCAAACUAUUGUACGAGCCACGUUUCGCAAUGUAUGUCUCCAUUGCUUUCUGGAUUACAGGCUUCUUAAUUGUGACAGUCUGUUCAAUUUACAUGUCCCGGUCAAUGGGAACAUCUGAAUUACUGUGCUAUGGUGUCAUGACGUAUAGACGGUUACAGCCCAACUUCAUAGCCCUCAAUGUCUUCUCAAUAUUGUUCCUCUUUAUUUUAAUAGCGCUGGUUCUUUUGUAUGUAUUGGUCAUCGUCUACUUAUCCAGAGUGAGGAAAACUGUAGCCGCCCAGAAGAACCGCGGCCUUUACCGCAAGUCCCAGCUCAGGAUCUGCGUGGCGGUGUUCACCUGCAUCGUGUGCCAGUUGCCGUACUUCAGUUACCAGCUGGCCUCAAACAUCCACAGGAUGCUCCACAACGACUGCCACGUCCUGGUCACAUUGCAGGGGGCCAAGAUACUCUUGCUCUGGCUGGUCUCCCUCAACAGCUGCCUGGACCCGAUCUUGUACAUCGCCAUCCAGAAAUGUUCCUCCAUGGUCAACAGCCACACAGAGAGCACGGUCAAGUGCCAUGAGAUGGAGACUGCAAGCCACACUAACUAGUGCAGGGCAUGGCGUUUGCAGCGGCAGUCAAGGUAGAUGAUGGCAUGUUCAGCUGGCCCCCUGCACCAAGGUGGACAGACCUCAAGCUUCAUAGGCUCAUAAGAUAUAGGAGUAAAAGCAGGCCAUUUGGCUCAUCUAUUCCGCCAUUCAAUCAUGGUGGAUCUAUCUUUCCCUCUCAACCCUGUUCUCCAGGCUCCUCCCCAAAACACCUGAGACCCAUAUUAAUCAAACGAGUGCA